GAGCAUAACAGACAUGGCGGGAUCAAGUGCCUCAGAGGUGCUUUUUAUCUCUGUCAAUCACAGCAUGACUUUAAUGGGAAAGGUGUGGCUCGUCGUGAUGAUCUUCCUCCGUGUCCUGAUCCUCCUCUUCGCCGGUUAUCCUCUCUACCAGGAUGAGCAGGAGAGAUUUGUGUGCAACACCAUCCAGCCUGGCUGCGCCAACGUGUGCUACGAUCUGUUUUCUCCUGUUUCACUCUUCCGCUUCUGGCUGGUGCAGCUUGUCACCGUGUGCAUCCCUUACAUCCUCUUUGUCAUCUACGUGGUCCAUAAGGUGUCCAACGCCCUCACGGUGGAGCUGAACUCCCAGAAACAAACCAAAGCCUUUCAGCUGUUCAGAAUCCGACAGGAGCCGUCCAACAAGUUGCCUCUCGCGGUAGAGCAGCGAGGGUGGGCCCGGUCCUUCAGUGGAGCCUACAUCCUCCAUCUGAUGUUCAGGACUCUGCUGGAAGCAGGCUUUGGAGCAGCUCACUACUAUCUGUUUGGUUUCUACAUCCCCAGGAGGUUUCUUUGCCAGCAUGCUCCGUGCACUACUCAGGUGGACUGCUACAUCUCCAGGCCCACUGAGAAGACUGUGAUGCUCAACUUUAUGCUCGGCGUGGCCGCUCUGUCCUUUUUCCUGAAUGUGCUGGAUUUUAUCUGCACCGUCAAGCGCUUGGUGAGACAGAAGAGCAAGAGGAAGAUGAUGGUUGAGAAAAUACUAGAAGAGGAGCAAUGCUUCCUUUCAGCGGGAGGAGCGUCCAGGGGCAACGACCAAGAGCAGGAAGCACAAGACGGGCAAAAGGGGGGUUUCCUGAAGAGGAGAGGCAGCAAAGGGUCUUGUGGAGUAGGGAAACGUGAUUUAGCUCAAGAACCUCCCUCCAUGGAGCGCUACUCUCUUCCUCGUUCUCUCGGCCCGAUGGGCUGCACCACCAACGGUAACAAUGCCGACUCGGUCUCCCAGGAGGAGGCUCCAGAAAGGGCCGGCAGCGAGGUGGCUCUCUGUCCCUUGGAGCCCAUGGGGACGCCCAGAUCUAUUCGUGUUAGCAAACGGGGCCGACUCAAACCUCCACCCCCACCCAGACGUGACCUUGGUUUUCCCUCUGUGGGGCCAUGUGCCCCAGUGGGAGAUAUUUCCACAGCAACAGCAAUCUGUACCAGAAAGGUGGGCCAGUAUACACUUGUUGAGGUUGGCUGCAGCGCAGAGCUGCAGACGGGCGACGAUGGGCAGGAGAAAAGAUCCGAGUGGGUCUGA
This is a messenger RNA of Maylandia zebra (zebra mbuna), 1270 nucleotides long. RefSeq names its product gap junction protein delta 4 (gene gjd4). The record is from RefSeq and is a predicted model, not a curated record. NCBI's taxonomy places the organism in Eukaryota, Metazoa, Chordata, Actinopteri, Cichliformes, Cichlidae. Gene Ontology annotation, cellular component: connexin complex. Gene Ontology annotation, molecular function: gap junction channel activity. Gene Ontology annotation, biological process: cell-cell signaling.